AUGCAGCCCAACGAUCACUCUCCCGACCGCCUCACAAGGUCGCGCUCCCGAGGUCGUGCUGGCUUCGUUGGCUCCAACGCAGAACAACUACCGAGGCAUAACAAUCGAUCCUCAUCUCGCGCGAGCUUUCUCGGUAGGCCUCGACAACGCGUCUACCAGAUCUACGAAGGUGAAAAUGCGGCCGACAAUGGUGGAACACACAGAUGGAGAAGCGAGUCGAGAACAGUAAGGGGAAGCUUGGAGGAAGAUGAUGGUUUCAUAUUCACCGACGACGAGGAGGCCGAAGGUGAUCGACGGGCGACUUCAAGUCGAUCAAAGCGCGGUAGUGCAAGCAAGAAGCUGGCUUCGACAGCAGAAGAAGACUCGACCUCGCGAUCCGAAGAAACUGCUACCACUCUGACUGGAAAUUCCGGCGUAGCUGCUGCUGCUCCUAUCGGUACCGAAAAGUUGCCCCACCAAACCAAAAUCCCGACAUCGAACAGUCAAGGAGUUCAAAACAAAGAGAAGGACGUCGAAUCGCAACAGAAGCCGAAGUCAGUACCUCGUCUCUCUCGCCUUCCUUAUCCCAUCGCACAUUUCCUAGGUUACCGGAAGGAGUCGACUGAGAACCGAGCGCUCUUUCGACCAGUGGAAAAGUUGCCACGCAAGAUCGAAACUCUUGUCUGGGCUUGGAUCGGUGCCAUGCUAGGUCUCGGCUUCGUCAUGAUCACGUUCUCUCGAUGGGAUCAAUUUGCCAUGUCUUCAAAUGACCCAGUCACGCCAUGGACAACACCCAUCAUCAUCGGCUCCUUCGGUGCAUCCAGUGUCAUCCUCUACGGCGCUCCAGCAUCGCCCCUCGGUCAACCCAAAGCCUUCGUCGGCGGCCAAUUCAUUUGUGCCCUCACCUCCGUAUGCAUCACCAAACUCUUUCAACUCAAUCGUCACUACAACCCAAAUUUGAUAGAUGACUCACACAGUCUGGUUUGGGUUGCUGGAGGCAUUGCUACAGGAACAGCACUGUGUCUCAUGAUCUUGACCGACACCGUACAUCCACCUGGUGGAGCGACGGCACUGUUGGCUGCAACCAGUCCUCCGGUAGUCGAGUUGGGUUGGAGGUAUCUGCCGGUAGUGCUGCUCUCCAGUGUCAUCAUGGAAGUGUGGGCGCUGCUAUGGAUGAACUUGGGCAGGGCAAAAUAUCCUCAUUAUUGGUUGUGGCCGGCAGGGCAUCCGAAUGAUCAGAGAAACUUCAGGGUCAAGUUUGCAGGUUUCGCAAAGAAUAAGAACGGCAAAGAGGAACGACAAAAGUCUAGAUGA
This is a messenger RNA of Ustilago hordei, 1293 nucleotides long. RefSeq lists its product as uncharacterized. The coding region runs from base 1 to 1293 and encodes 430 amino acids. The record is from RefSeq and is a predicted model, not a curated record. The transcript has a single exon. Lineage: Eukaryota; Fungi; Basidiomycota; Ustilaginomycetes; Ustilaginales; Ustilaginaceae.